UUUGUAGGUACGUAACGUAACGUCAUCAUAAUUUUCUUUCAGCAUUUUCAUUCAUUAUUCAUUUGUAAUUUGUAUUGGGUUAGUUAUUUCUGAAAGAUCGCAGGGCACCAUCCUGCAAUUUCGCGUAUAGCCUUAAGUCCAAAGAGGAACUGAGUAUACUGUAAUUCGAUCAAAAAUGAAACGGACUGUAACGUUAUUAUUUGUCUUGAUCGCCAUACCGGCUUCCUAUCAAACAUCGCCACCGGGACCGAGUGGAUCCGUGGUUUUAGACGAGUUCUCUUUCGAUAAAAUCACUAGUAAGUUCGAAGUAACUCUCAUUAAAUUCGACGUGGCAUAUCCUUACGGCGCGAAGCAUGAUGCCUACAUCUCCCUGGUGCAAGAUGCAGUCGACAAGGAUGACCUGCUGAUCGCUGAAGUUGGGGUCAAAGACUACGGAGACCGAGACAACGAGGUUCUAGCUCAGAGGUUCAAUGUAAAGAAAGAAGACUUCCCAGUAGUUAAGUUGCUAAUCCGAGGAAAAGAACCAAUAAACUUUGAUGACUCUAAGGCUGGAUUCACAAGCGACAGUUUACGUCGCUUUAUUCGAGAAAAUACUGGCAUCUAUCUCAGCCUGCCUGGAGCAGUGAAGGAGCUGGAUGCUGUUGCCAAUAAAUUCAUGAAGGCAAACAAUGAGGACAGGAAGAAACUUUUGGAGGAAACUGAGUCUGUUAUGAAGACCUUAUCUGAAAAGGACAAGGCCUAUGGUAAAAUCUACAAGGUGAUAAUGGAUAAAAUAUUAGAAAAGGGAGACCAAUUUGCGGCCACAGAAUACGCUAGAGUUGGGAAGAUACUCAGCGGCAAAGUGUCUGAGGAGAAGAAGAAGGAACUCAGUGUUAAAGUAAACAUCCUGCAGAGUUUCAAACUGCAUGACAACAAGGUUGGCAAGGAGGACCUGUGAGGUGCUCCAAGGAACACUUCAAACACUACUGCGUAUGCCAUAUGACUACAUAAAUCUUACUAACUUAUUUAAUAACUGAAUUUGUGUGACUGAACUGAAAACCAAAUGUAGUUGCUGUUUGUGUAGGCAUGUGGCACACAAUUCUACUAGCUAUAAUAAAUUGUGAUACUUAUAAGCAUUCACUCAUAACAUUCCAUAGGAGUAAUAGCCUUAAUUUUGUUCAUUAGUGGGUAACUAGGUAGUUUAAUUAAUUUUACAAAUAUUUAGUUUUUCGUUGAAAUACCUAGUUUUGUGUUCAAGAUAAGGGUAAAUAAUUUUAUUUAUGUACUUAUUGCGUUAUUUAAGUUAUUUUCAAUACAAGAGAUGUUUGUUUUAAUUUAAUUUCAAUGCACAAGAGUGUGGUAUGUAUUCGUAAGCAAUAAAAGUGUGUGCAAUAUUUA
Messenger RNA from Plutella xylostella (diamondback moth), 1377 nucleotides. RefSeq names its product endoplasmic reticulum protein 29-like protein wbl (gene wbl). Gene Ontology annotation, cellular component: endoplasmic reticulum; endoplasmic reticulum lumen. NCBI's taxonomy places the organism in Eukaryota, Metazoa, Arthropoda, Insecta, Lepidoptera, Plutellidae. Gene Ontology annotation, biological process: protein secretion. The record is from RefSeq and is a predicted model, not a curated record.